Messenger RNA from Caenorhabditis briggsae, 669 nucleotides. The record is from RefSeq and is a predicted model, not a curated record. Bases 1 to 669 code for a protein of 222 amino acids. Lineage: Eukaryota; Metazoa; Nematoda; Chromadorea; Rhabditida; Rhabditidae. The transcript has 3 exons.
AUGUCAUCAGGAUUCAACCAGCCGACGUCUUCAGGAUUCAACCAGCCGACGUCAUCAGGAUUCAACCAGCCAACGUCUUCAGGAUUCAACCAGCCGACGUCAUCAGGAUUCAACCAGCCGACGUCAUCAGGAUUCAACCAGCCAACGUCAUCAGGAUUCAACCAGCCGACGUCAUCAGGAUUCAACCAGCCGAUGUCAUCAGGAUUCAACCAGCCAACGUCUUCAGGAUUCAACCAGCCAUCAUCUGCAGCCGUUCCAGCUCCGAUGACUCCUGCAGCUACCAAGAUCCGGCCGAUGAAGAUCAAGAAGGAGCUUUCCGAUGACUUCUAUAACGACACCGUCUUCGAUGGAACCGAAGUCAAGGUCCAGCGUAUUGUGCGCCAGCCGAAAGGAAGAGUUUCCUCCAAUUUGCAGAUGCAGGAACUUCCGAAGACCGAGAACGAAGCUUUUCAACGAUGGGAGCAGGAACAAGGAGAGCUUACCAGUAAGGUUCAAAAUUUUUGUUUGACCCGAGCAAAGUCAGAGUGGAUGACAAGAAAUGGGAUCCGCAGAUGGUCAAGAAGGCCACGACCCCAGGAUGUUCUAUUUGAACCAAUCCAUGAAGAGGCAGGAGGAUGGGAUGAUGUAAAAGCAUCACAUGAUCGGAAGGUCAGAUUGGACAAAUGGUGA